AUGAGCGGAGCCAUCGACGCCAAGUAUUAUUUGCAGGACCAUCGAAUUCCCCAGCUGUUUGAGGGACUCAUGACGGGACUCAUCUUCCAUCGACCCGUUGACCCUUUGGAGUAUCUUGAGAGAGCUAUCAUCAAAGUGCGAACCCAGCCCAACAUGGCGAUUACAUGGGACAUGUUCAUUGCGGAAAAUAUAGGAGAGGCAAAUCGGAACUACCCUGGCGGACAACCGCCGAAAACUGUUUAUCAGCCGGUGGUACCGCGCCCGGUGAUUACUACGAACACGAAUGAAGAACCUUUGCCGGAAAUUAACGAAAGCGAGUAUUCAAAAGAGCCUUCAAGAACCAACACUGUUGAGCAUCGAAGCCCAGAGCCUCGUUUGGAAUCUGAAGAAGAAAUGGUUGUCCAUCGUGUUCCUUCGGUAACAAAAGCGGCUGAAGUUGCCCGCAUUCCCGAAGUUCCUGUAAUUCUUUUCAUGGGUGGUCCUGGUGGUGGUAAGACUCGUCAUGCUGCUAAAGUGGCUGAUGCACUCAUGGACCAAGGACUCGUUCAUAUAUGUAUGCCAGAUAUUAUUCGUUCUGCUCUUGCGAAAUAUAAAGACAAAUACCCAGAAUGGAAAGAAGCUAAUGAACAUUAUAUGAGAGGAGAACUCAUUCCCAAUCAGUUGGCUCUCAUGCUUUUAAAGGCGGAAAUGGGCCGUCACCCAAAUGCGCAUGGCUUUUUCCUUGAAGGUUAUCCUCGCGAAGCACGCCAGGUUGAAGAUUUCGAACGGCAGGUGAAGUCAGUAAAUAUGGCCCUUAUCCUUGAUUAUGAUGAACGAACAUUACGAGAGCAUAUGGAGCGAAGAGGUCUCGGAAUGGAAAUAAUCGAUCAAAAAAUCAAGGAGUUCAAACAAAAGACAUUGCCAUCUGCAAAAUAUUUUGACGAUCAAAAACUUCUUCAUUUGAUUCCCGGUGAAAAAGAAGAUCAAGUCAUUUACGAACGAAUGAAGUCACUGGUCCUCAAAGCGUUGGAAACUGGGGUUCCAGUUUUGAAUACAAAACCCCCAAGUAGUCAUAGAAAACACUUGACUUCACCAAAAGGAGAUGAGUCGCAAGAUUCAUCGAGAUCAGCUCCAAUUGAAGCUCAAGUUGAAAAUACCACUAUAGAAACAGCUGUGGAUGAAAAUCAUGCUGUCAUUCGAGAGCCAGUUUCAAAACCGCGAUCCCAGAAACAGUCAAGAAGUGUUGCUAAUGGCGAUUUUAUUGAGCCUAUAGGAUUACCAAAUAAUGCUCCAGUAAUUCUGGUGCUCGGUGCCCCAGGCUCACAGAAAAAUGAAAUUGGAAGGCGAAUUACACAAAAAUAUGAUGGAUUUACAUUAUUAUCGAUGGGAGAGAUUCUUCGUAAAAAGGUGAACUCGGAGAAGAAUGACCCGCUAUGGGAGAAGGUUGGAAAGAAAAUGAGCCACGGAGAGUCCAUACCAACGAAAAUUUGCCGUUCGAUAUUAUAUGAAGAACUUCAAUCAAGAGGAAACACAAAUUGGGGCUAUGUUAUUGAAGGCUAUCCGAAAUCUUCGGAUCAACUCGCCGAAUUGGAGCAUGCUCUUCAACGAAUGGACCUUGCAAUUCUUAUCGAUUGCACUGAGCAAUUUUGCCUAGAAACGAUUAAGAAGCGAAAUAAAGAAAAUCACCGUGCUGACGAUAGCGAUGAAUCUGUGGCAGCGCGUAUGGAUUUCUUUAAAAGAAAUACUCUUCCAAUGCUGAAAUCGCUAGACGAGAGGGGAAAAUUGCGUGUGGUGAGAAAUCCGCAUGAGACGGUUGAUGGAGAUUCGGAUCCCGACACGGUAUUUAAAGACGUCGUUCAAGUGAUUGAUGGCGCUUUGUUCAUUGAAGAUGAUGGGGAUGGAACAAGUCUCGGCGAUUCAAAAAAAGGUGCUUUGCAGUCUUCAAACAAUUCUUCGGCAGUACAAUAA
Molecule: messenger RNA, 1947 nt
Organism: Caenorhabditis bovis
Lineage: Eukaryota; Metazoa; Nematoda; Chromadorea; Rhabditida; Rhabditidae
Source: the annotation of a GenBank genome assembly